Messenger RNA from Syngnathus typhle (broad-nosed pipefish), 533 nucleotides. It is a transcript of the gene snrpe, whose product is annotated as small nuclear ribonucleoprotein polypeptide E. Gene Ontology annotation, cellular component: U2 snRNP; U5 snRNP; U4 snRNP. Gene Ontology annotation, biological process: spliceosomal snRNP assembly; mRNA splicing, via spliceosome. Lineage: Eukaryota; Metazoa; Chordata; Actinopteri; Syngnathiformes; Syngnathidae. Gene Ontology annotation, molecular function: RNA binding. The transcript is spliced from 5 exons. The coding region runs from base 112 to 390 and encodes 92 amino acids. The record is from RefSeq and is a predicted model, not a curated record.
UUCGAUAAGCAACGGAAGUUCAAGACCGCCAUUGACCACAACGCGUGUGAUUCGAACAAGGAACAAGGGCAGUAAUCUUCGUCUAACUACUGUUGGAAACGCUGUGGAAGAAUGGCGUACCGAGGCCAAGGACAGAAGAUUCAGAAGGUUAUGGUUCAGCCCAUUAACUUAAUCUUCCGAUAUCUCCAAAAUCGCUCAAGGAUCCAGGUGUGGUUGUAUGAGCAGGUCAACAUCAGAAUAGAGGGCUGUAUCAUUGGUUUUGAUGAGUACAUGAACUUGGUUCUUGAGGAUUCUGAGGAGGUCCAUAUGAAGACAAGGAACAGAAAGCCACUGGGAAGGAUCAUGUUGAAAGGAGAUAACAUUACCUUGCUGCAGAGUGUGUCCAAGUGACAUCAGCAAACCCCAACCAUUCAUGAUGAAUAACCAAUGUUUUUGUUUAGUUUGUUUUAAACCUUUAUUGUGACAUGUUAAUGGGAAUUGCCCAUUUCUACCACAAAUGUUCAUUUUGAAAAUAAAGUUUUUCUUUGUCAUAA